CGCACGCCGCUCGCUGCGCGGCGGCCAGUCGACGACGACGGUUGCAAAUGGCGACAGCCACGAAGUCUCUGUCUCUGGCACGGGCUCGCGAAUAGUUCCACGCCUACCGUGCGCCCCGCGAGCGAGCCGUGCGCGAAACGCCAGCCCCCCCAGCGCCCAAAUCGUAUAUCUGCGUCGGAGCGCGAUCUAAGCAUCUCAGAUUGGAGGGGAAUGAACGUCGAGUGUCCUCACAUCCUCGGUCUCAUUCAUUCGCAGGUAGUUUUAAGCAAAACGAGGCAAGAUGCCGGCCGUCAGAGGAGAUGGUAUGCGUGGACUGGCGGUAUUCAUAUCGGACAUCAGGAAUUGCAAAAGUAAGGAGGCAGAAAUUAAGAGAAUUAACAAGGAACUAGCAAAUAUUCGCAGUAAGUUUAAAGGAGACAAAACGCUCGAUGGAUACCAAAAAAAGAAAUAUGUUUGCAAACUGCUGUUCAUCUUCCUUCUCGGCCAUGACAUCGACUUCGGGCAUAUGGAAGCUGUUAAUCUACUUUCAUCAAAUAAGUAUUCGGAAAAACAAAUUGGGUAUCUUUUCAUAUCGGUCCUAGUGAAUACUAACAGCGAUCUGAUCAAGUUGAUCAUACAAAGUAUAAAAAACGAUCUCGCUUCACGCAAUCCGAUUCAUGUCAACUUGGCAUUGCAAUGCAUCGCCAAUAUCGGCAGCAAGGAAAUGGCAGAAGCCUUCGGCAAUGAAAUUCCCAAAUUGCUCGUCUCAGGUGAUACCAUGGACGUUGUGAAACAAAGUGCUGCGCUGUGUUUGCUACGUCUAUUGCGGACCGCUCCCGACGUCGUACCUGGUGGUGAAUGGACGUCGCGCAUAGUUCAUUUGUUGAAUGACCAACAUCUGGGUGUCGUAACGGCCGCGGCGUCGCUCAUAGACGCUCUCGUGAAAAGGAAUCCCGAUGAGUACAAGGGUUGCGUUAGUCUUGCGGUUUCGAGAUUAAGUAGGAUUGUUACAUCGAGUUAUACAGAUCUGCAGGAUUAUACAUAUUAUUUUGUACCAGCCCCAUGGUUAUCUGUCAAGUUACUACGUUUGUUGCAAAAUUAUACGCCACCAGCCGAGGAUCCUGGGGUAAGAGGCAGAUUGAACGAAUGUCUAGAAACUAUAUUAAAUAAAGCUCAAGAACCACCAAAGUCAAAGAAGGUUCAGCAUUCGAACGCGAAGAACGCUGUACUCUUUGAAGCUAUUAGUUUAAUUAUUCACAACGAUAGCGAACCGAAUCUCCUCGUACGAGCAUGUAACCAGCUUGGCCAAUUUUUAUCGAACCGUGAGACCAAUUUGCGAUACUUGGCACUCGAAUCUAUGUGCCACUUGGCUACUUCGGAAUUCUCGCACGAAGCCGUAAAGAAACACCAAGAAGUAGUCAUAUUAUCGAUGAAGAUGGAGAAAGAUGUCUCUGUGAGACAGCAAGCGGUAGAUUUAUUAUAUGCCAUGUGUGAUAAAAGUAAUGCCGAAGAAAUUGUUCAGGAAAUGCUAAAUUAUCUAGAAACGGCUGAUUACUCGAUUAGAGAAGAAAUGGUUCUUAAAGUAGCGAUUUUAGCGGAAAAAUAUGCGACUGAUUACACCUGGUACGUCGAUGUUAUCCUAAACUUAAUUAGGAUAGCAGGCGAUUACGUCUCUGAAGAAGUUUGGUAUCGAGUUAUUCAAAUUGUUAUCAAUCGAGAUGAUGUUCAAGGUUAUGCUGCGAAGACCGUCUUUGAGGCAUUACAAGCACCCGCUUGUCACGAAAAUAUGGUUAAAGUCGGCGGUUAUAUACUUGGAGAGUUCGGCAAUCUCAUUGCUGGUGACCAACGAUCUUCUCCAGGUGUCCAAUUUCAAUUAUUACAUUCCAAAUAUCAUUUAUGUUCUCCUAUGACUCGAGCGUUGCUGCUCUCAACGUACAUAAAGUUUGUUAAUUUGUUCCCUGAAAUACGAAGUCAGAUACAAGAUGUCUUCAGGCAGCAUAGCAACCUGCGUAGCGCAGACGCUGAGCUGCAACAGAGAGCAUCAGAAUAUUUACAAUUGAGCAUUAUUGCUUCAACUGAUGUCCUGGCCACUGUAUUGGAGGAAAUGCCGGCAUUCCCCGAGAGAGAGUCCUCUAUUCUUGCAGUUAAGAAAAAGAAACCAGGUCGAGUACCGGAGAAUGAAAUUAGGGAGAGUAAGAGCCCAGCGCCAAACGCUAAUCAUCACACUGAACCUCCCGCUGUUGCUACAGUUACCGCGACAGUUAACAAUACUUCUGCUGAUUUGCUAGGAUUGUCAACUCCACCUUCCUCUCAACCGUCUAGUAAUACAGGCGUGUUGCUCGAUGUUUUGGGAGACAUUUAUAAUAUGCCAAAUAAACUUGGUGCUACCAACGGCACUCAGAACACGUACAAUCCUAAAAAGUUUGUUUGUAAAAAUAAUGGUGUCUUGUUUGAGAACGACUUGAUACAAAUUGGUGUAAAAUCGGAGUUCAGACAAAAUCUUGGCCGUGUAGGUCUUUUUUAUGGAAACAAAACUCAAUAUGCUUUGCACAGUUUUCAACCGCAGCUAUCUUGGACAGAUGAGAAUCAAGCGAAAUUAGCUGUACAAGUGAAACCUGUUGAUCCUAUAUUAGAGGCUGGCGCUCAAAUUCAGCAAAUGAUCAAUGCAGAAUGUAUCGAUGACUAUAGUGACGCACCGAGCAUGCUUAUCUCCUUCAUUUACAACAAUGUGCCACAAAAAAUCACAAUGAAGUUACCAUUAACAAUCAAUAAGUUCUUCGAGCCGACAGAGAUGAACGGAGAAUCAUUCUUUGCAAGAUGGAAAAAUCUUGGCGGGACAAAUCAACAACGAUCGCAAAAGAUUUUCAAAGCGCAGCAACCGAUGGAUCUGACGCAAGUACGUACGAAACUACAAGGUUUUGGAAUGCAGUUACUCGAUGGCAUCGAUCCGAAUCCUGAUAAUUUUGUUUGUGCUGGUAUCGUUCAUAUGAGAGCGCAGCAAGUGGGUUGCCUGUUGCGCCUUGAACCUAAUAAACAAGCACAGAUGUUUCGUUUGACAGUACGUUCAAGUAAAGAAUCGAUGUCGGUAGAGAUCUGUGACCUGCUGGUGGACCAAUUUUAAACGGCCUAGCAGGCGUAAAUAUUAUCGAAAAAUUAGCGUUACGUCGUGAGAGGACAUAUCACUAUUCAACGAGGAUGUCAUCUCGCGUCGUUCAAAAAGAUACUGAUGGUUAUUUGUUAAGAAAAUAUUUGCGUUGUACCCAAGCUUACACUCAUAACGCUCUUAUAUAAGAUCUAUAUCUUCGUGUAGAUAGUUUCUCUCGUGUCACUACAUCAUUUUAUCGACGAGGUAUGAGUUUGAAUCAGAACUAUCAAAAUCAGAUACAGAAAGAACGAGAAUAUACAUAUGAACUGGCUAUGAUGGACAGUAUUAUCUCAUAAUCGAGGGUAUUAAGGUGUGGAUCUAUUUUGAGUGCAUUUACAUCUAAUGUUACAAUCUAUAAUUUAAGUGGAUGAAACGAGGAUGCGAAAUGAAAAAAAAAAAUAAAAAGCUAGAUAUUUUAGCUAUUGAUAUUUAUGUACGUAGUAACACUCGAGCCGCAUCAUAGAGACAAAGCAUAUAAGAUUUUUUUUUUUUUAUUGAGUUUUAUAACACGUCUCCCUCCACAUGUUAAAAUUUAUAUAAUUUUUAACAUUGAUGAAUCACUGAGUUUCGAUUGUUGAGAGUGAAAUGUUCACCUUUGUAUAUCGUUUUAUUUUAUACCAUUUUUGUAUCUACCUACGCGUCCUGAAUUUCGUUUGAAUUCAUGAAUUAUUUGCAUUGAUAUUUUGCCAUGAGAUUGCCGCGUGAGCGAGAGUAGAUUUGGGCACAAUGACAGUAGUUGUAUAAUAUGAGCUAUUUGUCUAUAGAUAUCAUUAUAUUUAACGGAGCUGCGAAUUAAUUGUGUAUAAUGAGUAGUUUAUAUUUAAUUGUCUUUGUCUUGAUCUUUAUUUCGAAUCAAUGUCCUAGAUUUUCUAUAUUCUAUAUCGUUGAUAUCGAUGUAUAAAUCCAUGGCUGGUUAUUUCUAGAUUUCCAUAAUUAGAUCGGAGGUAUAUCGUUAAUUAAAAUCUAUAUGUUCGCAGGUUAAUUAUUUGUAAUUGUAGAAUUACAUUUUAUUAUCUUCAGAGUGUUGCGUAUAAGAUGUGUAUAUUUCAGUAGAGUGUUUACUCUGUACAGGUUAUAUUUACUAAUGCGUUAAAUUUUGCGGAAUACAUUUUAUAAUAAUAACAGGGGGAAGAGCAGCUCUAUGAAUUAAAUUGCUUUAUAACGAUCGAUGACAUAUUAUCGAUUUUAUAAAGCUUUACACAAUUGUACAUACAUGAAAUUUGAAUUACAAAUGGCUAUAAACAUUUACAACAUAGAUUGCGCUAUUCAUAGCCAUACGAGCUCAAAUUUAUGUCUUACUCGUCAUUUAUGCUUUAUUUUUCAGGGAAGUAAGAUGUACAUUUUUCAUAUUCAUAUAGUGUAAAUUUAUGUCUAAUAUUCUCAUUAUAUUCCUUUUCCUUUAGAUUAUGUAUAUUAUAUUUUAAUUAUAGUACACAUAGGUCGAGAAAACACG
Pogonomyrmex barbatus (red harvester ant) is the source of this 4577-nucleotide messenger RNA. RefSeq names its product adaptor protein complex 2, subunit alpha (gene AP-2alpha). Gene Ontology annotation, molecular function: clathrin-cargo adaptor activity. The record is from RefSeq and is a predicted model, not a curated record. Gene Ontology annotation, biological process: intracellular protein transport; clathrin-dependent endocytosis. Lineage: Eukaryota; Metazoa; Arthropoda; Insecta; Hymenoptera; Formicidae. Gene Ontology annotation, cellular component: membrane coat; AP-2 adaptor complex.